AUGCAGCUCUUUGGAAUGAAUCAAGAGGGAUCUCUUGACGAUUCCAACGGAUCUCACGAUGGCAUACCCGCGAGUCCGCAUGAACAUGUUUCAGGCCUCCUGGCCGACGGUAUUGAUGGAGAUUUGGUUAUUCACAGGGUGGACUCGGCUCAGGUCGUCUACAGGAGGCAGUACCCGUACAAUAUCGUCAAAUUUAUUGGCGGCAAAUAUUUAAUGGGCAGUGUUUUGGGGGAGGGAUCAUAUGGUAAAGUGAAAGAGCUUUUAGAUAUAGAAUCCUUAUGUCGGAGAGCGGUAAAAAUCUUGAAAACACGGAAACUGCGAAGAAUCCCAAACGGGGAGCAAAAUGUUCGAAGAGAGAUUCAGCUGCUGAAGAGGCUGCAACACCGGAAUAUCAUCCAGCUGAUUGAUGUGGUGGUGAAUGAUGAAAAACUGAAAAUGUACAUAGUGAUGGAGUACUGUGCAUGUGAGCUGCAGGAAAUGCUGGAAAGUGUGUCUGAGAAAAAGUUCCCCAUUUGGCAAGCUCAUGGGUAUUUCUGUCAGUUGGUAGAUGGCCUGGAGUAUCUACACAGCCAUGGCAUCAUCCACAAGGACAUUAAACCUGGCAACUUGCUGGUCACAAACGAUGAGACUCUGAAGAUUACAGAUUUUGGUGUAGCUGAGGAGCUGAACACGUUUGCCAGAACAGAUGAAUGUCAUGUUAGCCAGGGAACCCCUACUUUCCAGCCACCGGAGAUAGCCAAUGGCCAAAACACCUUUUCUGGCUUCAAAGUGGACAUUUGGUCAAGUGGGGUUACACUAUACAAUAUUACUACUGGAAAAUAUCCUUUUGAGGGAGAAAAUAUCUAUAUUCUCUUUGAGAACAUUGGGAAAGGAGUUUACUCAAUACCUGAGGGAGUUUCUGACUUGUUGGAAGAUUUACUGAGAGGAAUGCUAACUAUUGAGUCCGAAAAGAGAUUCAGCUUGCAGCAAAUACGGCAGCAUCUCUGGUUCAGAAAGCAGCAUCCAAGGAUGCUCGAGCGUGUGAUGAUUCCUCCCCGGUCUGAUGCCCCGAGUGAUCGACUGCGCUCCCUGACAAUUAUCAGGUGCCUUCAUGCCAUGCAUUCUGAUGAGCCCAGUAAUGAAGAAGAGGAUUCAGAGGAAGAAGAGAUUGCCACGAUAGUAGAGUCCCGGAACCGAAUUUAUCACAGGAACAACCCAAUUUCUAGUGAAGCAGGUCAUGCAGAACUGCAGGCAGCACAAAGACAGUCGGCUGAAAUAAUCAAAGAGAGCGAGGAGCACAUGCCGCAAGCAUCAUCUCCAAUACAGAAUGGCAGAUCCAAAAAGAAAGUGAAGAAAAGUAAAUUUUUUAGCUGCAAGACGUCUUGA
Messenger RNA from Candidula unifasciata, 1365 nucleotides. Lineage: Eukaryota; Metazoa; Mollusca; Gastropoda; Stylommatophora; Geomitridae. The record is from the annotation of a GenBank genome assembly.